CGGUGUGUUCCCCCCCACACGCCCCGCUGUUGUUAGCAAAACCUUGGACUUUUGUCUCAGACAGAGACUUAUCUCGUCGUCAGGACGUCUUAUCAGCAGUUUCAUCAAAACUGCUGUGGACCUUGAGCGGGGGCAAGUCGGGUUCACUGUGUGUGUGUGUUUAUUCUAACAGGAGAAGAAGAUGACGUUAAAAUCCAAUAAAAACGAAACAGCCGUCCUAUUAGAGCCGCUGAACAGCGUCCGGACAGCCCUUUCUGACCUGUACCUGGAGCAUCUCCUUCAAAACAAACCAAAGCCUGACAAGGCGGCUAUGCAAACCAGUGAGAAUAAAGGAGCUGAGCUUUACACCAAUGGCUGUGCUGGACACAUGAACGGCACUGAGCUCACCAGGAUGAAGGAGGUAGCGUUUGAGAAGAGCGCCUCGGAGCCGAUGGGGGUCACGCUGAAACUGAACGACAAACAGCGCUGCACGGUGGCCAGGAUAUUACACGGAGGGAUGAUCCACAGACACGGUUCCAUACACGAAGGAGAUGAAAUAGCCGAAAUUAACGGGAAAAGUGUGUCAGAUCAUAGUGUCGAUCAGCUCCAAAAGAUUCUGAGAGAAACCACCGGAGUUGUCACCAUGAAGAUCAUCCCUAAGAUGCAGAAUCGCUCUCGAGUCUGCGAGACGUACAUGAGGGCUCAGUUUGAUUAUGACCCCACCAAAGAUGAGCUCAUCCCGUGCAAAGAGGCCGGCCUGAAGUUUCAAACCGGUGACAUCAUCCACAUCAUCAACAAGCAGGAUCCCAACUGGUGGCAGGGCCGAGUGGAGAGCAGCGCUGUUGACUUCGCCGGGCUCAUCCCCUCCCCAGAGCUCCAAGAAUGGAGGGUGGCCAGUAAAAGCAAGGCCAAGGAGGGCACUCAGUCCUGCAGCCCGUUUGGAAAGAAAAAGAAAUGCAAAGACAAAUAUCUGGCUAAACACAGCUCCAUUUUUGACCAGCUGGAUGUGAUUUCCUAUGAAGAAGUUGUGACACUUCCUGCUUUUAAGAGGAAAACUCUGGUGCUUAUCGGUGCACCUGGUGUUGGAAGGAGCCACAUCAAAAAUGCCCUGCUGACAAAAUACCCCGAGAAAUUUUCCUACCCUGCACCUCACACAACCCGACCCCAACGGAAGGACGAGGAGAACGGACAGGAGUAUUUUUUCAUCACAAACGAAGACAUGACCAAGUCCAUCUCUAAAAACGAGCUGCUGGAGUAUGGCAGCUUCCAGGGAUACAUGUUUGGUACCAAGUUUGAGACCAUCCAGAAGAUCCACGAUCAGGGCAAAGUUGCCGUUCUGGACGUAGAACCACAGAUCUUGAAACUGGUGCGGACAGCUGACUUCGCUCCUCUGGUGGUCUUCAUCGCUCCCACCAACAACGCUCCACAGACCGAAAACCUUCAGACGAUCCAGAAAGAGUCCGACGCCAUCCUGAGCACCUACAGACACUUUUUCGAUGUGGUCCUYGUCAACAACGACGUGGACGAGAGCGUCAAAGGGGUGGAGGAGGCCAUGGAGCACGCCAUCUCCACCCCCCAGUGGGUGCCGGUCUCAUGGGUCUACUGAAGGACCCCCACCUCUGCACCCCCGUUGAUCCUUUACUGUUUGUUGAAAAGCAGUGCAAUACCACUCCUCACACCAAACCUCCAGUGUUAGCGAUGUCCUGGGUGUUUUCUAUUGGAAUGCAUUGUUGUCACAGAGAUUAUUUUGCACUAAUGCAGUAAAAAUAAGCAAUAUGUUGAUCUCAGAAGCUCACCAGGGAUGUUUCAUCUGGUUGUUUUAGACAUUUGUGCUUUGUGAUUUAGAGGUGGGUGGCAUGCCUUUUGAGAUUGAUGCAAAACAGGACCACGACUGUGAAUGAAAUUACCAAACUGUGUCCCGUGAAGACGACGAUGAUUCGUUUUCUGUCACCACUCCUCGUUAGAUCCCRAGAUUCUUUGCUCGUCCUGCCUGUGUAACGUCUUACAACAUCCUCCACAAAACCCUUCAGCCAACCACUGACAACCUCGCCCAUUUUUACACUGGAUUAGAUCAAAAUUGUAUACCUCAUGGGGUACUGUAAAGGCACUUUUCAACAWCAACAAAACAAUAAAACCAAUAAAAAGGCAUAGCUCUGUUGCAA
Molecule: messenger RNA, 2141 nt
Organism: Austrofundulus limnaeus
Lineage: Eukaryota; Metazoa; Chordata; Actinopteri; Cyprinodontiformes; Rivulidae
Gene: mpp1
Product: MAGUK p55 scaffold protein 1
Exons: 12
Coding region: 182-1585 (467 amino acids)
Molecular function (GO): protein binding
Source: RefSeq, a predicted model, not a curated record